AUGGGAAGCGAUGGCGUGAGAAAACCAAGAUUCUUGUGCCUUCAUGGGUUUCGAACAAGCGGAGAAAUAUUGAAAACGCAGCUACAUAAGUGGCCACAAUCCGUUCUCGACCACCUUGAUCUUGUUUUUGCGGAUGCUCCUUUUCCUUGUCAAGGCAAAUCUGACGUCGAAGGCAUUUUUGACCCACCUUACUACGAGUGGUUCCAGUUCAACAAGGAAUUUACAGAGUACACCAACUUUGACGAGUGCCUUAAGUACAUCGAGGACUGCAUGAUCAAGCACGGACCUAUUGAUGGGCUUCUUGGUUUCUCACAAGGGGCAAUAUUAUCAGCUGCUCUGCCCGGUCUUCAGGAGAAGGGUGUGGCACUGACGAAGGUUCCGAAAGUGAAAUUCAUUAUUAUAGUAGGAGGGGCAAAGUUUAGGUCACCUUGGGUGGUGGAGAAAGCAUAUUCCUCACCCAUUCGCUGUCCCUCUCUUCAUUUUCUAGGUGAGACAGAUUUUUUGAAAAAGUAUGGAAUGGAACUAGUUGAAUCCUGUGAUGAACCUGUGGUGAUUCACCACCCCAAGGGCCACACAAUACCAAGAUUAGAUGAUAGUAGCUUGAAGACCAUGAUGGAUUUCAUCGAAAGGAUCAAGAAAGACGUCUAA
This is a messenger RNA of Sphenostylis stenocarpa, 648 nucleotides long. Lineage: Eukaryota; Viridiplantae; Streptophyta; Magnoliopsida; Fabales; Fabaceae. The record is from the annotation of a GenBank genome assembly.